AUGCCCAGCCAUGUGACUCUCCAGGUCCCAGCACACCCCCUGGAGGCCUUUGUCCAUGAGGUCAGCAAUGUUCAACGUACACAUGUGGGGGCAUCCGAAGCCCUGCAGGCCGUGCACACACUCCCACCUGAGCAGAGCGGUGACACCCCCAGCUCUUCAGCCCAAGUUGUCCUGCCUAAGCAGGGGGACUUUCUCAAUUCCUCAGCAAAAGCCAUCCCGUCCGAGCAGGCUGACACUCCCAGUUUCCCACAAAAAACCAUCCUAUCAAAAGAGAGGGAAAUUCUCGAUUCCCCCCAGAAGAACAUCUUGCCCAAGCAGGGUGCCACCCUCAAUUCCUCAACCCAAACCAUUUCACCAAAGCAGAGUGACAUUCCCAAUUUCCCAGAAAAAAACAUCCCACCAAAAGAGGGUGACAUUCUUAAUCCCCCCAGUAAAACCACCCUGCACAAGCAGGCCAACAACCGCAAUUCUUCAGAAAAAACCACCUCACCCAAGCAGGGCGACACCCCCAAGCCCUCAGCCAAAAUCAUUUUGCCCGAGGAGGCUGAUGCCCCCAUCUCCCCAAUCCAAACCAUUCUGCCCAAUCAGAAUGCCUCCAAAUUCUCAGAAAAAGCCAUCUCAACAAAAGAGGGUGACAUUUUCAACUCCCCAGCCAAAUUCAUUCUAUCAUGGCCGGCUAACUCCCCCAAUUUCCCAGCCAAGAUCAAUCCAUCACGGCAGGCUGACUCCCCCAAGUUCCCAGCCAAGAUCAUCUCACUCAAACAGGCUGACUCCCCUAACUCCCCAAACCAAAUCCCCCCACCCAAGCAGACCGACUCCCCCAGUUUCCCAGGCAAAAUCAUUCCAUCACAGCAGGCUGACUCCCCCAAGUUCCCACUCAAAACUACCCUGCACAAGCAGGUGGACAUCCCCACUUCUUCAGAAAAAAGCAUCUCACCCAAGCAGGGCAAUGCCCCCAAUUUUCCAGCAAAAUUCAGUUUGCCCAAGAAGAGCAAAACCCACAAGUUCACAACCAAAGCCAUUCUGUCCAAGCAGGGUGACACCCCAAAGUCCUCAGCCAAAACCAUCCUGCCCAAGGAGGGUGAGACUCCCAAGUCCUCAGCGGAAACUGUUCUGCCCAAGGCGGGUGAGAUCCCCAAGUCCUCAGCCGAAACCAUUCUGCCCAAGGAAGGUCAGGCUCCCAAGUCCUCAACCAAAACUGUUCUACUCAAGGAAGGUGAGACCCCCAAGUCCUCAGCCGAAACCAUUCUGCCCAAGGAGGGUGAGACCCCCAAGUCCUCAGCCGAAACCAUUCUGCCCAAGGAGGGUGAGACCCCCAAGUCCUCAGCCGAAACCAUUCUGCCCAAGGAGGGUGAGAUCCCCAAGUCCUCAGCCGAAACCAUUCUGCCCAAGGAGGGUGAGACCCCCAAGUCCUCAGCCGAAACCAUUCUGCCCAAGGAGGGUGAGACCCCCAAGUCCUCAACUAAAGCCAUUCUACUCAAGGAGGGUGAGACCACCAGGUCCUUAGAGGACACAGUCUGGCCCCCAGAAGGUAAUAGCCUGCAGUCAGAGGAAGACACAGAGCUCCUGGAUGACAACCUGGUGAAGGUGAUCCUGAGCAAAGACGACUUCAAGGUGGCGCUAAAGGAGGCUGGGGAGCAGCUGGUGGCCGUGGACUUCUCGGCCACGUGGUGCCAGCCCUGCAAGACCAUCAAGUCCUUCUUCCAGGCCCUGUCCCUGAAGCACGAGGAUGUGGUGUUCCUGGAAGUGGAUGCCGACAAGUGUGAGGAACUGGUGAGAGAGUGCAAGGUCGAUUGCGUUCCAACCUUUCAGUUUUAUAGAAAAGAAGAAAAGGUGGGCCAGUUUUCUGGUGCCCUGCACGAAAAACUUGAGACACUCAUUACAGAAUUAAAGUGA
Molecule: messenger RNA, 1896 nt
Organism: Budorcas taxicolor (takin)
Lineage: Eukaryota; Metazoa; Chordata; Mammalia; Artiodactyla; Bovidae
Gene: TXNDC2
Product: thioredoxin domain containing 2
Exons: 1
Coding region: 1-1896 (631 amino acids)
Source: RefSeq, a predicted model, not a curated record